ACUGUCAAUCUGUCAUUUUUACAUUGACACUUGCGGAAAUUCAUCGCAUUUCAUUUUUGAACACGCACGUUUUCAAAUUGGAUGUCGAUUAUUUCUUGUAAUUUGCAGUAACAUACAUUAAACAAAUUAUAAUGGGGAAGAAAAAUAAAGAUUCUUUAGGACGUGCUCUUAUUAAGGACCGAUUUGCGAAGAAUCGCCACCGAAAACAUGUUGAGGACAACACCAUGCUUCAUACAACGGAAGUCAACGACGGCUAUGACUGGGGUCGUCUGAACCUCCAGUCUGUCACAGCUGAGUCCUCUUUACAAGAGUUUCUCUCCACCGCUGAGCUGGCACAGAGAGAGUUCACAGCGGAGAAGCUUAACCUGAAGUAUGUGAAUACUGUGCCAAGUGAAGUGGCAAUGGCAACUUCACAACCAAACUUUGACCAGCCCCUUACUGUACCACGGAGACCUCCAUGGCACCCAGGCAUAUCAGCAGAAGAUCAGCUGAACCGUGAACGUGAGGUGUUUCUAGAAUGGCGCCGUCACUUGAACGAGCUACAAGCCUCGCUGGGAGCAGCAGUCACUCCGUAUGAGAGGAACUUGGAGCUCUGGAAGCAAUUGUGGAGGACCUUGGAGAAGUCUGAUGUUGUAUUGCUACUGUUGGAUGCUCGGAAUCCUUUGUUAUUCAGGUAUUGUGUUUUGUUUAUUUAUUGUGGAAAUAGUGAUAUAAAUAUGGAUCACGAGGAGCUCCUUCGUAUUUUAGAAGGUGUCGAUGAUGGAAUCGAAAUUGAAUCUGCAUCUGACAGUGAAAUUGAAGAUGAAUUUGAGGCUGUACUAACUGAGAACCUCCCAGCAUCAAAUCCUCCAAAUGUUCAGGAUGAAAGUGAUAUAGUUGAGAACAUACCAGGACCACCUCCUAUUCAAUGGACAAGACAACCAUUUGGAAUAGAAACUCCUUUUUUUGAUGACUUUGGUAGUGGUAUUUCACCUUCAUUAAACUUAACAUCAUCUUCAAACGAAUUAGCAGUUUUUGAGAAGUUCGUGGACGAAGAGUUAAUAAAAACAAUAAUACGCUACACUAAUCGGUAUCAUUGCUACUUCAUACUAAACACGGAUUUGAGGAACCACUCGAGGCUGCAGACUUGGAAAGAUUUUGUCAUAAAUAAUUCCAAAAACCAUUUGUUUCAGAAUGUCUCAAUAAUAUUCUUCUCGGCGGCUAAAGAAACGAAUGAGCGUAAAAUAUCAGAAGUUAGCGAGGAAUCAACACAUGAACCAAUAGACUCAGAAACAGAUUCCGCAAUAUCAGACACAGAAGAUCAUAACUUAGACGAUGAUUCCGUAGAAAAAGAGGCUUUGAAACAUACGGAAGAAGAUAUAGAAUUGUUUAAAAGGCAAUUGGGGGAUCUUGACAAGGCUGUGAAUGUUACUGCUGAUAGAAUAGAUAGGAUUCAAGAAAUACUCGACAGGGUUGUUGAAAAUCUAAGACUGGGCAAACCUAUAGAAGAUUAUCCUGUUAAAGAAAACACAGAUAAUAAUGAAAGUACACAAAUAGAAGACAAUGAAACUAAAGUUCGUAAUUCACAUGAAGUAUUUGAUAGAGAGAAGCUUCUAGAAGUUCUUAAGAGUCAGAAAGUAGAUAGGUUAAAGAAUCCUCCUAGACUGAGCGUGGGUAUGAUCGGGUAUCCUAAUGUCGGCAAGUCUAGUUCUGUCAAUGUUCUUAUGAAGACUAAAAAGGUCAGUGUAAGUUCGAUGCCGGGUCACACACGGCACAUACAGUCGUUGAUAUUAGACGAAGAUAUAGAACUGCUGGACUGCCCCGGUCUAGUGUUGCCAGCGUACGCCGUCGCCCCGGACCUACUGUUAACCGCAGUGUUGCCAAUUGAUCAAAUGCGGGCGCACGACGCAGCGAUGGCUCGUCUCUGUCAGCUGGUCAGCAAGCACACGUUCGCUGAGAAGUACGGACUCCUGUUACCAGAAGAUGACACGAAGGAACCGGAUUAUAAACAGAUACUUACUGCUCAUGCUUUCAACAGAGGCUUCAUGACGGCAGCAGGUCAGCCAGACCAGUCUCGGUCAGCUCGCAUCAUGCUAAAGGAAGCGGCCAGUGGACGGUUACGUUGGGCACAAUUACCGCCCGGGUGUGAACCCCAACCACUCGAUGAUAUGCUGCAGGAGAGGAAGAAGAAUGAGAAGAGGAAACCAACGCCUCGGGAAGCUAGAAUGGUUGAGGGCUGGCUGAACAAAUCCAACGAGAUUGACAAGGCUUUCUUCGCCAUGCAGAAAAGCGCCGCACACGUCAAAGGCAAACCAGUACUUGGCAUUGCCGGGGCGCAAUCCGCGGACACUCAACUGAGCAAACCCUGGAAGCAAGAGAAGAAACACGCAAAUAAAAAUAAAAGGGAAAAGUUGAGACGAAAGUAUGCUCACUUAGAUGAGCACUGAUGUUAGAAUGAGACGCAGAUAUGCGACUAUUCCAUGAGUGAGAGAGACGGCGGUAUAUUGAAAUUAUUAGCGUAUUGUGGACAAAGUCUUACAAUAUCAGUGUUUCAGACUGCUCAGAUCAGUUGUUUUCAAAUAUAAUAUUCUAAAAUAAACCAGGCAUUUUAAGUCCAGGUUAUUGUUGUAUCCUUACUGUAUAUCGUGUUCGGAAUUCCGUAAACAAACAAAAAAUAAAUGCAUUUAAUGAGAUCA
Messenger RNA from Spodoptera litura, 2675 nucleotides. The record is from RefSeq and is a predicted model, not a curated record. NCBI's taxonomy places the organism in Eukaryota, Metazoa, Arthropoda, Insecta, Lepidoptera, Noctuidae.